This is a messenger RNA of Morus notabilis, 1068 nucleotides long. RefSeq names its product coiled-coil domain-containing protein 137. The coding region runs from base 47 to 754 and encodes 235 amino acids. The transcript has 5 exons. The record is from RefSeq and is a predicted model, not a curated record. Lineage: Eukaryota; Viridiplantae; Streptophyta; Magnoliopsida; Rosales; Moraceae.
UAGAAAGUAGAGUUUGCUUAACGGUAGGGUUUAGAGAGAGAGAGAGAUGGGAGGAAGAGGAAGGAAAAGGAGGGAGAAAAACUACAGAGCUGCGCAUGGAGGCUACAGUCGUCUUCCACCACCGCCAGAUUCUUCCCAAGUCGACGCUUUGCCGUUUAAGCUCCGCCAGAUAAUCUCUUUCACUUCUUCUCUAUCCCAAGGGUCUGCCAAGGAAUCAAAGGAUGUUGAGAAGAAGAGGAAGAAUGAAGAUGGCGCUUCUGAGUUGAAGUCCCGUCCCAAGGAUGAAAUCAUUUCGGAAUCUGCUGGAAUCAGAGAUGUGAAUUUGAAGACACCUCAACAUACGGAUGAUGGUGAUGAUACUCUAAAGAAUAGCAUGAGUGAAAAGAAAAAGAAAAAGAGGAAGAGAAAGCAAGUAGAGGACCUCCGCUUUGAAGCGGCCUUGGAAAAAUCAGGCACAAGUUCUAAACGACGGGAACGCAAGAAAAAAUACCUUGAAGCUAAAAAGAACAAACACAAAAAAGCCAAGACAGAAGAUAAACUAGACUUCCCAGGACGUGAGGAGAUCAAAUUUGGAGAUAUAGUCCAAGCUCCGCCAAAGUUGGCUGCAAUUCCCAAGGCUUCGAAGAAUACACAGGAUGCCUCGAAAGUGCGAGUUAGGUUACAGGCUAUAGAGGACUACAGGAAACGCAGGGGAUGGACCUCAAGGCCGGGAAUUCAUCUUCCCUCGCCCGUAAAUGGAAUGACGGAAUCAUAAUCCCGCUUAUAAUGUCAUCCGCAUUUUUUUUUUCACUUGCACGGGGAUCUCUCUAUCAAAGCUUGUGCUUGUAGUUUUGUGGGUUCUGUGCCUUAUUGUCUGUAGGGAAGAGUUUGAUGUGAGGGCUUAUGGCGUGGAGAUUUCAUGCGUGAAAGGCCUUAAAUUUGGGAAUCAUGUUGACAAUGAGUGGCUUGCUAAUUUCUCCAGUAACAUGGUCCUGACAGUUUUGUUCUUCUGUAUCUUUGAACUGCUUAUGUUUAAUUUAGUUGUUGCAAGUGUAAGUACUAUAAUGUUUUGCAAAACAUAUACAUUUU